UGAGCAAGCACUGGAGUACUCAUCGUUCCGUUCUUCAUCCACACUUCACCGUCCUCACCAUGGUCCUCGCAAGCACUGCGUUCAAAACUGAGUUUGCGGUCGACAUGACCUGCGAGAGUUGCGUCGGAGCUGUCAAGAAUGCGCUCCAGGAUCUGCCUGGCAUUGAGCGAUACGACAUUGAGCUGGAGAACAAGCGCGUUACCAUCACAGGCAAGACCCCCCCUUCUCAACUUCUCGCGGCGCUCAAGUCGACAGAGCGUCAAGUUCUCGUUCGCGGCUCUGGUGCCGCCGACCCCUCCCUUCCCCCACAGGCUGCCAUCUCGAUUCUUGAGUCGCCCAUCUCCGUUCCCACCACCGUCGCCAAGGCGCUUCCAGAGUCGACUAAGCGCGAACUUUACGGUCUCGAAGAUGACGAGUUCACGCAGAAGGUGUUCGGUAUUGCGCGCUUCGUGCAGAUUGCCCCACGUUCCAUCCUUCUUGACCUGACUGUACGGCUCCCGCCCUCUCAGAACGCUUUCCGUGCUUAUGUCUCCAAGACGGGUAACCUUGUUGAUCCGCCUGUCACGACGAAGGGAGCUUAUGUCGACCUAGGAACCAUCAACCCCGACAAGGACGGGUACGGCGACCUGUUCAAGGAGGUGGAUGGCGAGCUUUGGGAAUGGAUUGGACGUGCGUGCGUAGUGGAGCAGCAAGGCGUCGAACCGAAAAAGGACGUUCCAGAAGGCACCCCCUCCUUCCCGGCAGGCAGCGUUUUCGCUGGAGUGGUCGCUCGCUCGGCUGGUACAUGGGGCAACGACAAGACGGUGUGCGCAUGCUCGGGACGUACCAUGUGGGAGGAGGGCCGCGAGAUGGAGGGCAAGGCCAAGGGCAUGCUCUGAUCUGCUGGCGAUCGCGGCCACAUUGGGCGGAGGACGCAGCGUACUUACGCUCUUCCGAUGGCAGGCUUCUCGGAUGCAUAUCUUGCAGCAACAGC
Molecule: messenger RNA, 973 nt
Organism: Cutaneotrichosporon oleaginosum
Lineage: Eukaryota; Fungi; Basidiomycota; Tremellomycetes; Trichosporonales; Trichosporonaceae
Biological process (GO): superoxide metabolic process
Cellular component (GO): cytoplasm
Molecular function (GO): copper ion binding; superoxide dismutase copper chaperone activity
Source: RefSeq, a predicted model, not a curated record